Molecule: messenger RNA, 5582 nt
Organism: Paramormyrops kingsleyae
Lineage: Eukaryota; Metazoa; Chordata; Actinopteri; Osteoglossiformes; Mormyridae
Source: RefSeq, a predicted model, not a curated record
UCGUCACACGUCCCCCUUUAUUCUCGCUGCGCCGUCCCGUCCCGGCCGGUCUGGGGCACUCCGCCCCCGGGACCUCGGGGAGAACGGCUCGCAAACAGACGGGACCCCUGGAGACGUACCUGCCCCUCUCUGUAUUUCAGAUCACCGUGUGGAAGAGAUACAGCGACUUCCGGAAGCUUCACCGGGACCUCUGGCAGAUUCACUGCAGUCUCUGUCAGCAGUUGGAGCUCUUCCCCCCCUUCGCCAAGGCCAAGGGCGCUUUGACGAAUCUGUGAUCGAGGAGAGGCGCCAGUGCUCCGAGGACCUGCUGCAGUUCUCUGCCAACAUUCCAGUCCUCUACAGCAGCCAGUACAUUGAAGACUUCUUCAAGGGAGGCGAGGUCCACGACGGCUCGGAACUCAUUGGGCCGCCAGAACCCUUAUCAGACUUCCUCGCUGACAGCUUGUCAGACUGCAGCUCUGAAGUUCAGAAAGACGUCGGAGGGGUGGACGAUUCGACAGCUGCCAGUCAUUCUGAAUAUGGAGGUAUCUCCAGCGACAGCGAUCUGAUUUCCCUGCUGGUGGACACGGACUCCCUGGCCGACGUGGACGAUGGAAUGGCCUCGGACGGGGACUCGCCGAACAAGCCACCCCGCGGCUCUAGCCCCUCGCCGCUUCCCCAGCUGCCGGACGACUCCCAGGAUGUGGAAUCCAGCCGGGCCAGCAGGGCGGCGGUCUUCCCCAGUGCCCUGAGGCCGCGUGCGGGAAAGAAGGACUAUCUGGAGAGGGCCAGUGAGCAGAUCAGGCUGGCAGUGCAGAGGGAGGGGGAGCAGGACUAUCAGGCUGCCUUCUCCUUCUACCGCAGUGGCGUGGACCUGCUGCUCCAGGGUGUGCAAGGUGACCCCAGCCCCACGCGGAGGGAGGCGGUGAAGAAGAAGACAGCAGAGUACCUGAUGCGGGCCGAGCACAUCUCCUCUCGGUACCUCCGAGACGGAUCCGAGGCCCCGGGGGCGCUGGGUUCAAGGCCCACCUGGAAGCAGAGGAACCCCGCAGAGGAGCUGAAGAUCUUUGGGGUCCUCGGGGUGAUCGACAAGGUUUUGCUGGUCAUGGACAAAAGGACACAGGAGACCUUCAUUCUCAAGGGCCUGAGGAAAAGCAGCGAGUGCGGCCGGAACAAAAAGACCAUCAUCCCCCGCUGUGUGCCCAACAUGGUGCGCCUGCACAAGUUCAUCGUCUCAGAGGACGCCGUCUUCCUGGUGCUGCAGCAUGCUGAGGGUGGGAAGCUGUGGUCCCAUAUCGGAAAGUUCCUGAACAAGAGCCCAGAAGACAGCUUGGACAUUCCGUUCAUCCAGAAGUCCCACACAGCGGCAGUUCACACCAAUGAGGAGCUGAGCUCCAGCAGCCUGGAUUCUGGCCCCUACAGGGAGGGCGUCACGCUAGGGGUACUCCCUCUGAAGAGCAGCCUCACCCCAAGUUCCCAGGAUGACAGCAGUACUCAGGACGAGGAGGCUGCCGAUGGCUCCCAGCGGCUCCUGCUGGACUCUGGGGCAACCUCUGAAGAGGAGUGCACAAACAGUUACUUGGCCCUCUGCAAUGAGUACGAGCAGGAGAAAAUUGAAUCAGACUCCCUGGAGGAGCAUCCGACCCCAGUUGCCGAGGAGCCCUCGCCCCGGGCACACCCCCUGCUGAGUAGCGACAGCCUCUCCUCCCCUGUGAUGGCUCAGGAAUUCCGGUUUUUCGCUGAGGAUGAUCAUGGCGAGGUCUUCAGCUCUGCCUGCCUCCCCGCUGACUCACUGGACCAGUCCAAGAACACGCCGAUGGAGUUCUUCAGGAUCGACAGCAAGGACAGUACCAGUGAUCUCCUGGGUGUGGAGUCAGGAGACCGGCUGAAGUUCGAGCCCUCCAAGCCAUUCCUCCCCUCCGGUGACCUGGAGGAGGUGACAGAGGUCGUCGGGAAUGUCAAGCUGCCUCAGAUGGACCUUUGGGGGGUUGAUAGCGAUAGGGGCUCCAAUGAAUCCGUCCCUGUCAUUUCCUUUAAGGAAGCGGUGGUGGAAGACACGGGGAGCUGUGAUGAAGGCCGACCACCAGACCUCCUGGUGAACCUCCCUGGUGUGGCAGAUGUGGCAGGAGAGGAGCUGCCUAUGGCCGGCCCGUCCUCGACAGAUGACGCCAGAGUGUCCCCGAGGUUUGGGAAGCCGGAUGUCCUGCAGCUUCACUAUGACCUAGGGGAUGAUGUAGUCCUUGGCCUGUCUGAGGAUGAAGGGGGCCCAUCCUUGGUUUGUGCCCCCCCUGCCUCUGCAGCCUGCAGCAGCUCAUUAGCUGAGCGUGGCGGUCUGCCUUCAGGCCUAGAGGCCUGCCGGACUCAGGCGACCGUCUCGCACGAAUUGCGAGCCGUCCACGUUGGUUUACAUGCUGCUCCAGAGAAUGCGGACUCAGCCCGGCUCUCCCUGAAGUGCAAGCUGCAUUCGCACCAGGACACUCAUGACCAGAUAGCGUCUGAAGCCUUUGGAGAAAGCGCUUCUGCGGAGAUGGAGCCGGGCAAGGCGAGCGAUGACGUCUCUCAGCUCUUUAAGGAUCUGGAUGAGCUCCUGCUUAUAGCGGCAAACACUCACCUACCCGAGGAGUAUGUUCAGCGUUGGGCGAUGGAGAUUGUCAUUGCCCUCGAUGCUCUCCACCAGGAAGGAAUCGUCUGCCGGGACCUGAACCCAAACAACAUCUUACUCGACGACAGAGGACACAUCCAGCUGACUUACUUUUGUAGCUGGAGCGAUGUGGAGGAUUCGUACGACCAGGAAGCCAUCAGCGCCAUGUAUUGUGCUCCAGAAGUCGGAAGCAUUUGUGAAGAGACAGCAGCCUGCGAUUGGUGGAGUCUGGGAGCCAUAUUGUUUGAGCUGCUGACAGGGAAGUCUCUCCGACAGUGCCACCCUGCCGGGAUCAGCCGACACACGAUGCUCAACGUGCCGGACUUUCUAUCCAAAGAGGCUGGAUCCCUCCUGCAGCAGCUCCUUCAGUUCAACCCCAUGGAGAGGCUUGGCGCAGGCGUGGCGGGAGCUGAAGACGUAAAGUCCCACCCCUUCUUCGCCAUGGCGACCUGGCCCAAGUAGCGUCCGUCGAGGAUCACAGACUUGGCGGUGGGGGCUGGCGGGUCUGCCCCGGCACAUCCUCUUCAGAACCGGCAGCUGCAGCACCGAGCUGAGCCUGGUCUCCAAGCGAACAAACAUACUCCUACGAAUGGGAACGGUGGACUGUCUAGUUCACCAAUCACCCACCGUUUACAUCCUGUCAUAUUUCAUAUACUUUACUUACAAGCUUAUUUAAUAUUUUGUCUGCCAAUGGAUAAGUCCAAUGUCUUCAGAUGGCACUAAUAUUGUUCUCCUUUUUUAAGAACUUUUUUUUAUAAUUUGCAGUGUUUUUGUUCAGUGCAUUUGCAUUAGGUGUUUGGCAUUGCAGCAAAUGUUUACUUAGGUUUCUGGGUAUCUUUAGCCAUUUAGAUGGAAAAAAAUACACUUAUAUAAUGUCGUGAAAACAGAGGAGGAAGAUGUAUCGCUGUGCAACAGGUGCCAAAGCACUGAACAAAGCAUGCAAGACGGUGGAGAACAUCCUGGCUCUGUGCCCCAACAGUGUGACCUUGACCUCUGACCUCUGACCUUUGGCCAUAUGUUGUUAACGUCAGUGUCUUCCUGGCUAGAUGGAUGUGCGUGCCAACAUCUCGAGAAAGCCACUUGAAUUCACUGUGUAUCACGUGUCGCAUUGACUCCUCAACCUCUGAUCAGUACCUGCAUUUCUCAUACUAAGAUGUACCAUGUUUAUACAUUUAUACACAGUUCAUCAUGUAGAACAGACAGUUGCCUCAUGGUCUCGAUUUGAUUACAGCCCUUCAUUUUGCCAAGAUCACGAAAGGUUACGCUCUGAACAGAGACCCCCAGUAGUGUGUAACGCCUCAUUAAAUAAAUGACAAGUCAGUGUUUCAGCCACUCAAUUGGGAUUCACUUAUGUAAGCAGUUGUAUGUCUGCAUGCAAACCCUGAGUGAAACAAAAAUCUCAAAAUAUUGUUACACUCUAAUAUAUUAUUUAUUAGUGUAUGGACCAUCUUCAAGUUCUGUUGUUAUGGUGUAGCCAUGUGCAAUUUUUUAUUUUUUUUUUACUUUUUUGUUUAAUUUAUUUGUGAACUGUAGUAUCUCUGUCCUCCGAAAGACACUGAUGUCAUGAGAGUGCUGAGCGGUUAAUGAUCUGAUAUUUCUAAAUGGUUUAAUAUACAACACAUCAAUGAUGGCAAGAUGUUUGGAUAUCAUGGAAAUAUCCAGCCUUGCCAAAAGAAAGCAUGUGAAACUGGAGUGUGACAAGGCUGAUGACCUCAUUCUGUGGGCUGUAAACAGGAGAGGAUUAUGGGUAGGGGCUGAGCUUUGGAUAAGCAUAUGUCAGUUUGAUCAUCAGAUAUCUGUAUGUUCUGAAGUCAUAGGAAACCCAGAAGUUUCUGUUUUGUCUUUUGGCGGUUGAGUGAAAAUAUGGAGUUUCUUAAUUUGCAGCAGGUUUAGUUUAUACCUUGUAGGAUGUGCAAAACGCAGAUACAUGAAACAUUGUAGUCACUUCCUGUUAUCUCAAAUUCAGGAAAUGAGAAAUCUGACUAUAGCGUAAUGUAUGUGAUUUAUCAUUUUCAGACCUGUAUAAGCACAUGUUGUGCAGGUCAGUAGCCCGCAAUUGGAUCUUGCUUAUUCCACAGUCACCCAAAAACACUAAGGAGCAUCACCUAAGUCCUCAGAUCCAAAGCAUAUCUACAGAGUUUAACAUUUCAUAUUUUAGUGCAAUAACUUUUGUUCUUCCCUCUUUUAUUUGUUUCAGAGACACUUGUGUAUGUGGGUUUUGCUGUUUUGGUGCUGAAUUGGAUGUGAUGACUUUAGACUGGGGGUGGUAUUGAUGGCACCAAGGCCAGUCUUUGACUUUCUUGUGAAGCUUCCAGUCCUGUCUUGCACCUUCUGUGAUCUCUCCGGAAAGUUCUCACGUGUCAUCGAGCUGUUCCCUUCACCCCUUCUGCUGGCCCCUGCAUUGCAAGGACACACAUUUUGGAGGCUCGGUAAGAGCCAAGGGGGGCUUGGGGGUCUUCCAGCGCCAUGGCAUCGCCACGGUAACGUGGGCAUCAAGGGCAAAAUGGCCAUUUAAGAAUUUUUCUGUGAUAUCAUUGGACAUGUUUGAACCUGUAGUAACACUGUGGUGCAUCACUGCCUUGCAAGCUGACACCUUGUAUUAAAAUUGGCAAAUGCACUUUGGGAGCUGAUCCCAUUGGUAACAAUAUAUAGUACAUCUCACAUUCUUUUUGGGUCUCUGCUACUUACACUUAACGGAAGAAGUUUGUAUACCCCGGUCCAAGUGCAGAUCAUUUUAUCUAUAUAGCGGCAAGCGCGGAUUCGGAUCCAAGCAUCCCACGUCCACGUAAAGGACCCGUCGUUUUUGUCCUCGUUCACCAUUCAUAACAAAACCGUGGUGUUCAACGUGAGCGUGGGCCCAGCGCAUAGUGCACGAAGGACAACAAAAAUUACGUUUUGUACGUGCGGCUGUACUAACCGUGUUGCACGGAGACUGUGUCAAUAAAGUUUAUGGAUGAAGAAA